Bemisia tabaci is the source of this 5104-nucleotide messenger RNA. RefSeq names its product CCR4-NOT transcription complex subunit 6-like twin (gene twin). Gene Ontology annotation, molecular function: protein binding; 3'-5'-RNA exonuclease activity. NCBI's taxonomy places the organism in Eukaryota, Metazoa, Arthropoda, Insecta, Hemiptera, Aleyrodidae. The record is from RefSeq and is a predicted model, not a curated record.
GUAAAUCGUUGCGAAAUUGCUUUGUUUAUCGUCGUCUUACAGUCGGUCCGUGAAAGUGAAUUUCGAAGUAAAACCAGUCGAGGCCUUUUGCGAGCUCAGGUAGAUGAAGUUUACACAAUGUCGCGUGGAAAUAAAGAUAAGUAUGAAAAUGCCAACCCUCGAAAGACGCACACCAUCAUGUCACCUGAGGAUGUUGCUGCCGGAAAAAAGUCGUAUUGGUCUGAAUUGGAGAUAACAGGAUCCAUCCGAAAUCUUAGUGUAGACCUUUGGCAAUUAACUCAUCUUACAUGUCUGUACCUGAAUGACAAUUGCCUUUCCCGCCUACCUGGUGACAUCUCUCGCUUAAGUAGUUUAAACGUCCUCGAUCUCUCUAAUAACAAGUUGCGUAGUUUACCUGCUGAGCUAGGUGAACUAAUCUAUCUCAGGGAAUUACUGUUGAACAACAACCUACUGCGAUCCCUCCCAUAUGAAUUGGGGAAGUUGUUUCAACUCCAAUCACUCGGGUUGAAUGGCAACCCUCUGUGCAAGGAGUUUCUGAAAUUGUAUGCGGAACCUAAUGGAACUCAGAAGCUUUUGACUUACCUUCUGGACAGCUUAACAGUGAGAGCUCCGCAACCCCCUGAAAGGCCUUGGAUUCCCCUCUCGAGACCAAAUCGAUCAAGACCCACCUGUCUAAUAACUGUUAUGUGUUAUAAUGUUUUGUGUGAUAAAUAUGCUACAAGGCAAAUGUAUGGUUACUGUCCAUCCUGGGCGUUAGCGUGGGACUAUCGUAAGAAAGCUAUUUUAGCAGAGAUUAAGCAUUAUACAGCAGAUAUUAUUAGUUUACAGGAGGUUGAAACGGAUCAGUUUUACAAAUUUUUUCUACCAGAACUGAAACGUGAUGGUUACGAUGGAAUAUUUUCACCCAAGUCUAGAGCCAAAACAAUGGCUGAAAACGAUAGGAAGUUUGUGGAUGGUUGUGCUAUAUUUUUUCGAACUGCCAAAUUUUCAUUAAUCAAAGAGCACCUCAUAGAAUUCAAUCAGUUAGCCAUGGCAAAUUCUGAAGGGUCAGAUGACAUGUUGAAUAGAGUGAUGCCAAAAGAUAACAUCGGACUUGCCGCUCUUCUGAAAACCAAAGAAGCAGCUUGGGAUAAUGGUCUACCGCCAGACCCAGCGCAAGUGGCUCAACCUGUUUUAGUCUGUACGGCUCACAUUCAUUGGGAUCCGGAGUUCUGUGAUGUCAAACUGAUCCAGAUUAUGAUGCUGUCGGCUGAACUCAAGCACAUUCUAGAGGAGACCAGCCUUAGCUUCAACAAAUCUGGACACAAGCCAGAUUCAAAUGCGGUUCAGUUGUUACUCUGUGGGGAUUUCAAUUCCUUACCGGACUCAGGUGUGAUAGAAUUUUUAUCGACGGGGCGCGUCUCAGCUGAUCAUCAAGAUUUCAAAGAUUUGCCUUACAAAUCGGUUUUGUCGAAGAUCUCAGACUGUGAUCAGUCGAAUGAAUUCACACAUUCCUACAAGCUAGCGUCCGCCUAUAGUGAGGAUAUUAUGCCGUAUACUAAUUACACGUUUCAUUUCAAAGGUAUCAUAGACUACAUAUUUUACUCAAAGCAGAACAUGACACCACUAGGAUUACUGGGACCAUUAGCAGCCGACUGGUUGCGAGACAACAAAGUCAUAGGAUGUCCCCAUCCACAUAUACCCUCAGAUCACUUUCCUCUGCUGGUAGAAUUAGAAAUGACUCCAAGUUUACCUAGUACUAGUAAUGGCAUAAUCUCAUCAAGAAGGUAGCAGCCAGGGCUCACUGAUGUUUGAAGCAACGAGAUGGAUCCAGCAACGCCAACCGUCACAUCCUCCGUGUAAAUAAAUCACUUUUACAACAACAAGAGUCCCCGAUUCAGUUUUAUUAUACUUAAUUCAUUACUGUUUUUCAGUUUUGUUGAAAGAACAAAACAUGUAUAUACUCUACCCUCCCUCCCCCCACUUCUUUUUUUCCUCCCUCCCCUCAUUGAAUUUUAUCGUGUGCGUUGCAUGUAUAGUCAUUUUAAAAACCAGUAGAUAGAUUUAGUUUUCUACUUUUUAUUAUCAGUUCCGUCAAUUUUCGCAAUAACAACGCUCGAAAUGGCGAUCGAAAUCGGUUUUGAAUUUUAAAAAAUCAAAUGUUGACGUUUGUGAUGACUCCGACGAUACUCCAUUCCCUUAUUGAUCAGAUUUAUUUUUAACUCAAUCUAUUUUUUGUUUCUCAUCCUCGGAUGACGUGUUUGUUCGUUUGAGUGAGUGGAUCUCAAAUAACUAUUUUUUUAAACCAUAUGGAUGUUUUAAUAACUUAUUUUCGUCAUCGUUGCUGUUCAACUAUCUAGACUAACUGUACAUUUGUUCUUGCAUUUAUCUGAGAUUACCGUCAUUAAAAAUAUUUUUAAAUUUUUUUUUAACGGGAACUUGCGUCCAACGGACGUUCCUAUUCUAAGUAGCUCCGAGUUUUUCGUAACUGCAUGUGAAUGUUUGACGUUUAUUCUAAUGCAGCCUCUUGGUGCUCCUUCACCGGAAUUUUUUUCAAAAUUUUUUUCGGUACAUCUUUACACCCUCCCUGUCACCCAUCAUUUCCUUGUGCAAUAUUACUUACAUCCUAUACAUUAAAAUCAUCAUGAUCAUUGAUACUGUCCAAGAAUGAUUUUGGUAAGACUAAAUUUCUUUUUCAAGUAUCAUUAUUGGCGUAACGCACUUCCUCUUAAAAGCUUAAGUUCUCCAAAUAUUUGACCGUAUUUUGUCUCAGCUUGAGCUAUCCUUGCUUUUAAUUUAUGAAAUAGAUCCUGACCAACAAAGUGACAUCCAUGGAAAGAACAGGGUGUUUACAGGACUGGCAAACAACUGGGAAUUGAUUUUCACCUCAAAUUUUAUGCAGAAGACUGGUAUUUUUUCCUCAUGUUUAAUUUUUUUACAUUUUAUCAGUCCUAACAUACAAGAUGGUGAAAAAUCCUAUCCGUCUGGUUAGAGGAAGUACUUAUCUGCAAAAUUAAAUUUUACAGGAAUUAAUGAAAUCUGUGCAGUACCAAUAGAUUCAGCAUGAAAAAAGUCGUUCUGAAAAUGAAAGAUUCAACUACAACUUGACUAAUGGAAACUGAGAACUCUGCUGUCAGUUUCAAAAUUGAACAACAUAGAAAUUGCCCUCCUUACACAUACAUGUUGGUUGAUUGUCAAUCCACAGGUUUUGAGAUUUUAAACCAAAAAUCUUCCUCCUGAAGUUGGUCGGCACCUUGGUAACUCUGUGGAUGUCUCUAAUGCUGUUUUUGAACGUCGCAAAGGAGAGCUGAAAAUGGAGUCACUACUGCUUUCUCCAGCUCUCAUAUUUGCAGGAGGUAGAAGCUCAGGACUCAACUCUCAGUCCUUUUUUGCGCUCUGCAAAACAGCUCCAAGGCAUAGACACCCUAUUGUUGUAAUAAGAUUGUAAAUUAUUCUGUUUCCAUGUGUAUUGUAAUCCUCCCCUCCCCCCUCCCCAUUUAAACUGCCAUAAAAUGAAGUAAUCAAAUUGGUCCUUGGUAUUUAAGAAAAGUCAGGUAUACAUUUUUUAGAUGAACUGACCAAUUAUCAUACAUUUUUCCAAUGUAUCAUUAGACGAAGUACCAAUUGAAGCAUUUUGAUGUACCUAUGUUUCCUCUUCAAAAUUUCACUCAGAACAUGACUCGCACUAUAAUAGUCACUAAAAUCAACUCUUAAUCAAGAUAUUAACAUUUUCCGAUUCCUACUUUCAAACUUCCUGCUCAGAAGAAAAACAAGAGUCUAUAUAAAUCAAAUCACAAAUCCUAACAGUUUUGGCAUGCUUUUUCAAUAAGCAGUUUGUGUUGUACAAAAUGUAGACAGUGUUCAAUAGCUUAGCCGAAGUGUGGAUAUUGAAGUUGUCAUAUUUUCAUGCUGCAAAGACUGUCACGGUAAUGUUCAGUACACAAUUUAACUUGAGUAGACUACGGGUUUUUUCAUGAGCGGGAAUUUCGAAUCUAAAAGCACUAAAAAGCAUUAAUAUCUUUGUCAGAAGUUUCUUUCGAUGAUUAUUGUUGCACAAAUCGUAAUAAGAUUGAUAUUAGAUGUUUCAAAGAGAAAACAUUUUAUCAUAAGGCCUUGUCUCCACGCAAGGCUUUCAUGGGAAUUGUCCCAAAGUCAAAUCCUAAGAAUGAAACUUGGGGGAUUUUCGGCAGUUACCGUCUUUAUGGAACAGGGCUUUUCCUGGGACAAGUUUGCGCGUGAAGAUAAAUUUGUUAUAAUCGAGUACGUAACUGGCAUUAAGAUAAUGAUUGAGCGUCACUAACAAUUAUGCAAAUUAAUUGAAGUAAACAAACACAAGCAAUCGAGUAAACAAGGAAAGAUCAUACAAUUUGCUUUCUAUUCUUCCUCUCUUAGUUGGAUUUAUUAUUAGAUAUCCACAAGGACCCAUAUUUAGUACUGCGAUUAAUAUUGAGUCAGUCAUAAUUUUUCCUGACUUUGUAACAGACUUUUCCCCGGGACUAAUCUCAUGGAAACGUCACGUUGGAGACAAAGCCUAAUGCUUAAAUUUGCAUCUUGUCUAGUGGUCCAUUCCAGAAAUUAAUCUUUUGAUUUUGACUUACCCAACUGGUAAGUUAGCUUGCAAAAUAGUUCAAGAGACACUUACGGACUGACUCAUUCAAGAUAGUGCCAAUUCUGCAUUUUAGAAAAAGUUGCAUUUUAAAAAAUGUGAAAUGUACCUAUUCUGUGAUCCUAUAGAGUAGAAGUUAAAUGAUAACUUUAAAAGUUUUAAUUGUAUAUCUGAUCGGUUUUUAGUGAGCAGAUCCAGUUUAUUUGUAGUCUUGCAGUUUUUGUCCGUUACCUGAUCUUCAGUAAGAGGGAGCCUCUCUGAGGCUGUAGCUGAUAAGUACAGUGUGUGAAUUGACCAUAUUAGCAUAAUGUCAAUCCUCCUAACAUACUUUUGGAUAAAUCUUGAAUUCAUGAUGAAGGGUUGUCACAGUCAGGGAAUUUCAAAAAGUCAGGGAAAACUUGGAAAUGGCAGGGAAACUGGCAAAAAUGUCAGGAAAAAUCGUUAAACAGGGUGUCUACCGUCAGUUAAAACCGGUAAGUAUCAGGAAUUUUGAUGUCCUUAAAAAAAAAAUCAGGAAAA